UCUGAAACUACAAAAGCCCACCAUUCGAAUUGACAAACAUAAAAGAGGAACAGUUGAUGCCCAAUUCAGAUAGAUACAUCUCCGAGGCGGCGAAUUGAUUUUUGAGAGGCAUGUCGACGAGAGAGAGACCCAGAAGAGGUGUAUUACCUCCUGCUCAAGAGAAUAUUGAAAAGAUAGCAAAAGUUGUAAAGGACGGCAACUGCUAUGGAGCUCAACAGAUGUAUAAGUCUAUCAGUGCAAGAUACAUAUCAGCUGAGAGGUAUUCCGAAGCACUGGAUAUCCUCCAUUCAGGUUCUUGCAUUCAGUUGGAACAUGGACAGCUUACAUGCGGGGCUGAGCUUGCGCUUCUGUUUGUGGAGACACUUGUGAAAGGGAAAUAUCCGUACGAUGAAGAUACUCUUGAUCGUGUCAGGAAAAUCUACAAGAAGUUUCCCCGAAUUCCUGUGCCCCAACACCUGGACCUUGGAGAUGAUGAUGACAUGCAAAAACUUUCUGAAGCACUUGGAGCAGCAAAAGUACGUGUGGAGUGCUGCUCAUCAUUUUUGAAAGCUGCUAUUAAGUGGUCUGCAGAAGUCGGAGCUCAUAGGAACGGAUCUCCUGAACUACAUGAUAUGCUAGCUGAAUACAUAUAUUCAGAAUCUCCUGAGGCGGACAUGGCUAGGGUUUCUUAUCAUUUUGUUCGAGGGAAACACCCUAGAAAGUUUGCUUCAACGCUUGUUAAUUUUAUGGGCAAGUGUUAUCCAGGUGAAGAUGAUGUAGCAAUUGCACGGGCCAUUUUGAUGUAUUUAUCUCAUGGCAAUCUGAGAGAUGCUAACUGUCUUAUGGACGAGCUAAAGAAGCAACUGAAGGGCAAGGACCUUGACUUCCCCAAAUCCGAUUUGAUCCAGUUGAUCAAUUUUCUUUUGCAGACGUUGCAGAGAGAUGCUUUGCCCCUAUUUAACAUGUUGAGACAGACUUACAAAUCUAGCAUUGACAGAGAACCUGUAUUCAACGAGUUGCUUGAUGUAAUUGCCGAAAUUUUUUAUGAAGUGCCGCGUAGAAAUCCCCUGAUGCAAGGAAUGUUUGGAGAUAUCUUCAAGAUGAUGGGAGGUGAUGGUAUGUGACAGACCAGUUCAAUCUUUUGCUACUUCGAAUGAUGCCACAACACUUCCGUUAUCCUGUUCAGAAGCUGUUCAAUUGUUUUAUGGAAUUUCUAAUUGUGUGCGUCUGUUGGGGGGGAUGUGGGCACCUGGAAAAGAACUGUAAUGGUAUAGAACCUUUGAUGUGUGCCUCGCUUCUUUUGGCUAAUAUGUACCUUGUGUUACUCAGAAACUCUCACAAUUUCUUGAAUGAAAUUUGGUAUACUUGUUGCUUUUCUCUUCC
Molecule: messenger RNA, 1362 nt
Organism: Rhododendron vialii
Lineage: Eukaryota; Viridiplantae; Streptophyta; Magnoliopsida; Ericales; Ericaceae
Product: protein GET4
Exons: 12
Coding region: 111-1103 (330 amino acids)
Biological process (GO): protein insertion into ER membrane
Cellular component (GO): cytosol
Molecular function (GO): protein binding
Source: RefSeq, a predicted model, not a curated record